This is a messenger RNA of Naumovozyma castellii, 4230 nucleotides long. It is a transcript of the gene SMC4, whose product is annotated as condensin subunit SMC4. The transcript has a single exon. The coding region runs from base 1 to 4230 and encodes 1409 amino acids. The record is from RefSeq and is a predicted model, not a curated record. Lineage: Eukaryota; Fungi; Ascomycota; Saccharomycetes; Saccharomycetales; Saccharomycetaceae.
AUGUCAUUACCAAAUACCAAGAGACAAAAGGUUACAGAACCCGAAUCAAAGACUCCAGAGCAAGGGACAGAAGACCAACAGGCCAAUGCCAGUCUUCGAUCACCGUUACAAAGACCAGAACAUCAACAAUCUAUCUCGCCUAUCAACAAUUCCAAAUCGCACACACCUAGAAAAUUAAUAUUGGGCCAAAAUGACAAUAGAUACGCCUUUUCCCAACCUAGCGUAUCGUCCUCUUCAUUUCAGGUUCCCACUCUACAACCUCCUGAUUCAUCUUCAUCAAGGGGUAGGAAAGAUAUAAAGUCAUAUUCUCAAUCGCCUCCAAGGUCCCCUGGCAGAUCACCCAAACGAAGAUUGGAACUAAUCCAAUUAUCUCCAGUGAAAAACAAUCGUAUAAAACUAAGAGAAUUAUAUGAUGCCCAUAAUUCUCAGAGUAAGAAGGAAAGACUCUUUAUAAAUAAGUUGACGUUGAAUAAUUUUAAAUCAUACGCAGGUCAACAAGUCGUUGGUCCAUUCCAUACUAGUUUUUCUGCUGUGGUGGGUCCCAAUGGGUCAGGAAAAUCCAACGUUAUUGACUCAAUGUUGUUUGUGUUUGGAUUCAGAGCUAAUAAAAUGAGACAGGAUCGUUUAUCUGAUUUGAUUCACAAAUCGGAAAAGUUCCCAGAUUUAACCUCAUGUUCAGUGGAUGUAGAGUUCUUAUACGCUAUAGAUGAGCAUGAUGGUGAUACUAAGAUCAGUGAAACCAAGCCUAAACUAGUAAUUUCAAGGAAAGCAUUCAAGAACAAUUCCUCAAAGUAUUACAUAAAUGGGAAGGAGAGUAAUUAUACUGAUGUUACUAAAUUAUUAAAAGAGGAAGGAAUCGAUUUAGAUCAUAAAAGGUUUUUGAUUUUGCAAGGUGAAGUUGAAAAUAUUGCACAAAUGAAACCAAAGGCAGAAAAGGAAAGUGAUGACGGUCUUCUCGAAUAUUUGGAAGAUAUUAUUGGAACUUCAAAAUAUAAGCAACUUAUUGAAAAGGAUUUGAUUGAGAUCGAAUCAUUGAAUGAGAUAUGCAUUGAAAAAGAAAAUAGAUUUGAGAUUGUAGAUCGCGAAAAGAAUUCAUUAGAAUCUGGUAAGAACUUAGCCUUAGAAUUUUUAGAGAAGGAAAAACAAUUGACAUUGUCCAAAUCCAAAUUAUUACAAUACAAUUUAUGGCAAAAUAAUUCCAAACUAACAAACACCUUACAGAAAAUAUCUGCAUUGAAUGAAGAAUAUAAUGUUGAAAAAUCAAAAAAUCAAACUCUUCAGAAUGAGAUAAACAGAACUAAACAAUUACUAAACGAAUCUCAAAGCAAGAUAAAAGUACUUGAAGGUGAGGAAAAACAGCAGCUUAAAUCAAAAAGAAUCUUAGAGGGUGAGCACGUUUCCCUCGAUGAGAAAUUGAAGAACUUAACUCAGAAAAAAGCAAAAACGGAAAAGAUUAUAGCGACAACAGAGAAAACCAUUUCUAGCCUGACAUCAGAGAUACAGGAAUUGGAAAAAUCUCAAAAAGAGUACUCUGAUGAAUUAGAAACUUUAAAUCAGCAAUUACAAUCAGAAAGAGAAUCUUUAGAAGCCAUGAAACUAAAAUUAAAAGAAAAGACAAGUGGCAUCUCUGAGGAAAUUUUAAUUCAUGAACAUGAUUUAGAACCUUGGAAUAUAAAGGUACAGGAGAAAAAAACAGAAAUUCAACUUGUCGAAUCUCAGAUAUCACUUUUGCAAGAAGGGCAGGUGAAAUUGAAGAAUGAUAUAAAAGUCUUAAGUCAAGAAGUAUCAAAUCAAACAGCCUUAAAAAUUAAAAGAGAAGAAGAUCUUGUUAAUUUGAAAAAACAACAAUCUUCUAUAACAAAGGAGAUUUCAAACGGAGAAACUGAAUGUAACGAUGGUCGCAGUAAAUUGAAGGAAAUGAAAAAUGUACUAAAUAUGCAAAGACAGCGAGCUAGUGAAGCCCGAUUAGCACUUGCGAAUGUUCAAAAUAGAGGCAAGGUUUUAACAGCCUUGUAUAAAUUGCAGAAAUCAGGACGUAUAGUUGGUUUCCAUGGCAGACUAGGUGACCUGGGAACUAUAGAUAAUACAUAUGAUGUUGCAGUUUCCACGGCCUGCCCACGAUUAGAUGAUAUUGUCGUCGAAACAGUCGAAUGUGGACAACAAUGCAUAGAAUAUCUGAGAAAAAACAAGUUAGGUUACGCCAGGUUCAUUUUAUUGGAUAAACUACGAUCAUUCAACACAAAUACCAUCCAAACUCCUAAGAAUGUACCAAGGCUAUUCGAUUUAAUUAAACCAAAGGACUCAAAGUUUGUUCCAGCCUUCUAUAGUGUCCUGAGAGAUACUUUGGUUGCAAAGGAUCUAAAACAAGCAAAUAGGGUCGCAUAUGGACAGAGAAGAUAUAGAGUUGUUACACUGGAUGGUAAGUUAAUUGAUGUUUCUGGUACGAUGAGUGGUGGUGGUAAUCAUGUAUCAAAAGGCCUAAUGAUGUUGCAACGAAAAGGUCAAAAUUACUUUGAUGAUUAUAACCCCGAAGAUGUUGAGCAAAUUGAGAAAGACUUAAGUGAUAAAGAAAAGAAUUUUGAGUUGGCAAAUAAUGCGUUCUAUGAAAUGGAAAAUGAGUUGCAGAAACUAAACAAUAGGAAACCCGAGAUUGAAUUGGAGAUUUCGAAAAUAAUCAUGGAAAUCGAUACGUAUUCUGCUGAAAUAAAAUCAAAAGAACGCCAACUACAGGAAAAAACAAAUAUAGAUAACUCUGAAUUACAAGAUAAUGAGGAACUCAAAGUAGCCAUAGAGAAUUUACAGAAGCUGAAGGAAGAACAUCUCGCCCUCCAAGAUAAGACAAAAGCCAAGAAAAAGAAAAUUGCUUCAUUGAAGGAAAAAAUUAUGAAAAUUGGUGGUAUUGAAUUGCAAGUUCAAAAUUCAAAGGUUACCUCUAUUGUUCAACGAAUAGAUAUAUUGACAGCAAAGCAAAAAAAAGACAGGACAUCCAAAAAGAAAUCGGACACUGAAUUGGAAAAAGCAAAGAAGACAUUGCUUACUUCGAAGAAUGAUAUUACUUUAAUUACAGAUGACAUCAAAGAAAUUUCUGAAAGAAUAGACAAAAUCUCUUCAUCGUUAAACAAUAUAGACAAAUCUAUAGAAGAAUUUCAAGCACAUAAAGAAACUCUGAAAGAUGAAUGCGACGAGUUGAAGGAUAAAGUUGUCGAUUUAGAAGAAAAUAUUAAUGAAUUCAAAUCUUUCGAGAUAGAAGUAAACAAUAAGCUUGAGAAAUUGAAUGGACUAUUAAAUCACAUCAAAAAUCAGAUCAAAACUCUCGAGGAUAGUCUAUCGAAAUUGACAUUAAGAAAAAUGCAUCAAGUUCUGAUGGCCCUUGAUGAAGAAAGUGAAGCUAAGGCUCCUAAUAACGGCACUUUGAGUGACGAACAAAUCCACGACCAAACUGGUCAUGAACUAACUAAUACUGCGGUCCAAGAUGAUGACUCUAUGGACAUUGAUAAUGGAGCAGAAGUGAUAUCCAAUGGUUUACCAAUAUUGUCGGACGAUGAACUCUCCGCCUUGGAUAUCACUCUAGUAGAAACCGAAGUAUCAGAUUUAGAAAAAUACAUUGAAUCGACAGACGCAAAUAUCGAGGUUCUAGAAGAGUAUGUUAAAAGAUUAACUGAGUUCAAAACCAGAAAACUAGACUUAAACGAUGCGGUAGAUAAAAGAGAAACAGUAAGAAAACAGUUAGAAGAGUUAAAGAAGACAAGGUAUGAAGAGUUUAUGCAUGGAUUCGGGAUUAUUUCAAUGACUUUAAAGGAAAUGUACCAAAUGAUCACAAUGGGUGGUAAUGCUGAACUGGAGUUAGUGGAUAGUCUAGAUCCAUUCUCAGAAGGGGUUACGUUUAGUGUUAUGCCCCCAAAAAAAAGUUGGCGUAAUAUAUCUAAUCUCUCAGGUGGUGAGAAAACAUUGAGCUCACUUGCUUUGGUAUUUGCCCUUCAUAAGUACAAGCCAACACCUUUGUAUGUCAUGGAUGAAAUAGAUGCAGCAUUGGAUUUCCGUAAUGUCUCGAUUGUUGCUAAUUACAUCAAGGAACGAACGAAAAAUGCACAAUUUAUUGUCAUAUCGUUAAGAAACAAUAUGUUUGAACUUGCGCAGCAACUUGUGGGUAUUUAUAAAUGUGAAAACAGAACCCACAGUGCAACGAUAAAGAACAGAGAAAUACUUAAUUCUGAUAUAAAUAGAGAAUAG